Messenger RNA from Pecten maximus, 2101 nucleotides. Its product is annotated as cell surface glycoprotein 1-like. Lineage: Eukaryota; Metazoa; Mollusca; Bivalvia; Pectinida; Pectinidae. The transcript is spliced from 2 exons. Bases 1 to 2100 code for a protein of 699 amino acids. The record is from RefSeq and is a predicted model, not a curated record.
AUGGGCACUGGAUCCGAGCAAACAGAAGUUCGCUGGAUGCGCAAAUUAACAAAGAAGAAAAGAACAGAGCUUUUAAAAAAGUACAAAGAUGAUAUCCAAAAGUGCCUUUGCCACCAUGCUAGCGGUGUAUCUUUAGCUGAACCCACAGAGGAUGUCACUGAACCUACAGAUGAACCCACAAAGGACGUCACUGAACCUACAGCUGAACCCACAGAGAACAUCGAUGAACCCACAGAGGACAUGGCUGAACCAACAGAUGAACCCACAGAGGACGUCACUGAACCUACAGCAGAACCCACAGAGGACAUCACUGAACCAACAGCUGAACCCGUAAAGGACGCCACUGAACCAACAGUGGAACCAACAAAGGACGUCACUGAACCUACAGCAGAACCCAUAGAGGACAUCACUGAACCAACAGCUGAACCCACAAAGGACAUCACUGAACCAACAGCGAAACCAACAACGGACGCCACUGAACCUACAGCUGAACCCACAGAGGACAUCGCUGAACCAACAGCUGAACCCGUAAAGGACGCCACUGAACUAACAGCGGAACCAACAAAGGACGUCACUGAACCUACAGCAGAACCCACAGAGAACAUCACUGAACCAACAGCUGAACCCACAGAGGACAUCGCUGAACCAACAGAUGAACCCACAGAGGACGUCGCUGAACCAACAGAUGAACUAAAAACGGAUGCCACUGAACCUACAGCUGAACCCACAGAGAACAUCACUGAACCAGCAGAUGAACCCACAGAGGACAUCACUGAAAUUGCAAUUGAAUCCACAGAGGACAUCACUGUACUUGCAAUUGAACCUUCAGCUGAAUCUACAGUGGGCAUCAAUCAAGCUAGCGUUGUAUCUUUAGCUGAACCCACAAAGGACGUCACUGAACCUACUGCUGAACCCACAGAGAACAUCGAUGAACCCACAGAGGACAUGGCUGAACCAACAGAUGAACCCACAGAGGACGUCACUGAACCUACAGCAGAACACCCAGAGGACAUCUCUGAACCAACAGCUGAACCCGUAAAGGACGCCACUGAACUAACAGCGAAACCAACAACGGACGCCACUGAACCUACAGCUGAACCCACAGAGGACAUCUCUGAACCAACAGCUGAACCCGUAAAUGACGCCACUGAACUAACAGCGGAACCAACAAAGGACGUCGCUGAACUUACAGCAGAACCCACAGAGGACAUCACUGAACCAACAGCUGAACCCACAAAGGACGCCACUGAACCAACAGCGAAACCAGCAACGGACGCCACUGAACCUACAGCUGAACCCACAGAGGACAUCACUGAACCAACAGCUGAACCCACAAAGGACGCCACUGAACCAACAGCGAAACCAGCAACGGACGCCACUGAACCUACAGCUGAACCCACAGAGGACAUCACUGAACCAACAGCUGAACCCACAAAGGAUGCCACUGAACCAACAGCGGAACCAACAACGGUCGCCACUGAACCUACAGCUGAACUAACAACGGACGCCACUGAACCAACAGAUGAACCGACAGAGGACAUCGCUGAACCAACAGAUGAACCCACAAUGGUCGCCACUGAACCUACAGCUGAACCCACAGAGGACAUCACUGAAAUUGCAAUUGAACCCACAGAGGACAUCACUGUACUUGCAAUUGAACCUUCAGCUGAAUCUACAGUGGGCAUCAAUCAAGCCUUAGACUACAUCUAUGAACCUUUAUGGAACAUAACUGACUCUGCAGAAUACAUUUCUGAACCUGCAGGAGACAUCUCUGAGCCCAUAACUGAACUUACAGAGGAUGUCUCUAGUCAUUAUGAUUCCGAUAAUGACCCAGAGUAUGUGCCUGACAGUGACAGUGAAAUUUCUGAGGUGUAUGAAUAUGAGGUUCCAGAUAUCUCGAGCUUUCUAGAAAAAAGUGAAGAUGAAGAAUCAGAUAUGGAUCUAUCUUCCACUUGCAAAAGCAAAAUAGGGGAAAACGUUUCAGAUUUUCCAGUAUCGGCAAACAGCUUCACCAGUCUAACUGAAAGAAAGAACAGAACUGAUGACCAGGAAGGAUGCAUCAUAAUUGAAUUUGAACAUGAUGAAACAGCAGCAUCAUAAA